AUGCUUGAUUCCUGUGAUGAGGAGCAAUCCAAGAAUGAGUUCGGCUCUGAUUGCGAUGAGGCAAAGCCAGCUUGUGAGUAUUGUGUAGCCACCAAUCGCCAUUGUGAGUAUCUUACCGAUAGUACACCAACAGAAGCUCAUGAGCAAUUCACUGGCACUGCAAGUGGGAUCAAUGGAUCAAAUCUUGACUCUGUAUCUUCGCAGAAGUUAUCAUUGACUGGUGCAGCGGUCUUUCUGUACAAUUCUCUAGCAACACAGAUGAACUUGACUCGAUUCGAGUAUCGUCUCCUACGAUUCUUCAACGACGCUUGCAUACCUCUUUUCUCUUUCGAUGUGAAUAAGGAAGUAGAUAAUAUCUGGCGAUGUUUGCUUCCAAAGGAAUUCAGUUCGCUGGAUGUGGUCAGACAGUCUGUUUUUGCUUUUGCAUGCCUCAACCUCUGGGAUUACUCAAAUGUUGAUGAAGUUCUUGACCUGGACAAAAUAGAAUGGUCAAGUGAGGAAUCUGAACUUAGCAGCAAUAAUUGGCACGCUUUUGAAAAUCUGGCAGUGGUCGAUAGCGGCCCAGAUAAUAUCUAUUCAAAAACCGCCUCCUACUUUUCAAAAACAGUGGAGCAUUCCAGCAAUCUGUGUUUGCUACUGGAACAGCUGUUUUUCUUCUCUGGUUCGCUUAUUUUUGCAUUUUUGGGACUUCAUCCGCAUCUGAUCAUGCCUGUGGUAGAUUUUGAAAGUGAUCCACCACUGGACAUAUUGAGCUUUGCAGGAAGUAUAAAAAAGCUAAUAGACGAACAAAAAUACCAGUUUACUCUGUUGGGCCUCUUAAUUGGGAAUUUGACACUGGGUAUCUUUGGAACUCCUGUGUUCCGGAGUGCCAUCGUGGGUCAAUUGAGGUUGGAGCUACAUGAUUAUUAUUUCGAAGAUGGAGGAUUUGCGGAAAUAAAUUCGAAAACAAGCCACGAAAAUGAAAUAUUUGAAGAGUUCCUCACGAUGAUGGAGAACUGCUUCAGCUUUGCCAUUUAUAAAGGCUACCCUAUACCCAUCUUCCGAAUGCUCUACACUGUGCCAUUAGAAUAUGCAAUUCUUGUGAGAGCUCGUCAUCCUUUUGCGUUACGUACUAUCUUCGUCUAUUGCUGUAUUUGCAUCUUUGGUGGAUUCUAUAUGCUGAGGAAUUCAAACAUGUGGAUGGAUUAUAUCAGAUUUCACCUUGUACACUUUGGCCCCCUUGGCGCCUUGGAAAACUCGGUCUAUUACUAUAUGGAGAACAAGAGGCGGGUUAAUUUCGAUAAUUUUGCUGCCUCCAUGCAAGAAUUUGACUCCAUGGUUGCUUACAUGGCUCAACAUGACGAGAUUCGUGUCUGA
This is a messenger RNA of Sungouiella intermedia, 1356 nucleotides long. The record is from the annotation of a GenBank genome assembly. NCBI's taxonomy places the organism in Eukaryota, Fungi, Ascomycota, Pichiomycetes, Serinales, Metschnikowiaceae.